UUAAAUCAACAUGACAAAAAUAUCACUGAAAAAGAAGAACAAAAGAGCCCUAACCAACCUAACUAAUAAGGAUAUAAUAAAACACAGAUUUGCGGUAUUGUCGUAAAAAUCCGCGAAAUUGGCAUACGGCAAUUGUCAAAUGAAAGUAUGGUGGUGUUGAGAAGUAGUAAAAGUACAGAUGGUUCUGAUUUGAGACAAGAAGUUCAUCUUGUUACUGGUGGUGGAGGGUAUGCUGGUUUCUGGCUAGGUAGGAAUCUGGCUGCUAGAGGUCAUAGAGUGAUUCUCAUUGAUGUAAGGGAUCCAAUCUGGACAUUAAAAGAAAACAUGAAGUUUAUGAUUUGUGACCUGACCAACAGAGACAUGGUAAAGACAAUGUUAACCAAUGUUGAUUGUGUUUAUCACAUGGCAUCAUAUGGAAUGUCUGGAAGGGAACAGUUAAAUAGAAGAAGAAUAGAGGCUGUUAAUGUUGGUGGCACAGAAAAUGUUAUACAAGCUUGUAUAGCUAACGAUGUGACAAGGCUGGUAUAUACAAGCACAUAUAAUGUUAUAUUUGGUGGUCAGACAAUUAUAAAUGGUGAUGAAAGUCUUCCAUACCUACCCCUCAACAAGCAACCAGAUCAUUAUUCUAGAACAAAAAGUAUAGCUGAGCAGAAAGUGUUAUCUGCCAACACCAGUGUAACAGAUGGUGGGAAAACACUUCAUACAUGUGCCUUACGACUAGCUGCAGUAUAUGGACCUGGUGAACAAAGACAUAUACCUAGAAUAGUGGAUUAUAUAGAGAAAGGAUUAUUCAGUAUUAUAUACGAGACAGAUACAUUACAGGAUUUUUUACAUGUAGAAAAUUUAGCUCAAGCUCAUGAACUAGCAGGGAGAGGUCUAACAGAAGAUAAAAACUGUAUUGCUGCUGGUCAGGCAUACUUUGUCUCUGAUGAUGCUCCAAUCAACACUUUCUCUUUUUUUGGACCUCUAAUAACUGGUCUAGGUUACCCUAUGCCAAGUUUAAGACUCCCAAUUUCUCUCAUAUAUUUUGUAGCAUUUCUAACCGAGUGGUUACAUUACCUGAUCUCCUAUGUGUACAACUUCCAGCCUUUACUUACACGAACAGAGGUAUACAAGACAGGUGUUACACAUACAUUUAGUAUCAAGAAAGCCAGGGACCAGUUAGAGUACAGUCCUACUAUACAGAAUGAUAUAUCGAAGGUUAUACAACACUAUAUAAACACUGGACACAUGAAACCUACACAGAAAAAAGGGUCUGCUAUAACUCAGUGGAUAGUGAAUAUAUUUAUAGGGGCAUUAUUUGCUUUCCUUAUUAUGUCAUUUUUACCUGUGGCAAAAUAGUCAUUAGAUAAUUUUUAUUCAUAUAAAUUUUGUAGUAAUUUUUAUUUUCUUGUCAGAAGACAUUUUUUUGUCCAAAGACAGUUGACAGUUUUCUCUGGCACAAAUUUUAUGUGCAUUCAAGCAACUUUUUUCCAAAAUGAGUAAAUUUUUUGUCUGUUCUGAAAUGGUCAUUCACUAGUUCAAGGGUAAUUUUAGCAUUUCUGAGAUUAUGUUAAUUAUAUUGGAGAAAAUUUAUCACAAUUUUGAACACUUUAUUUACUUUGUAAAGUACUGGGUAAUUAUGUUUUUCAUUGAAACAGUUUCUAUUAGCUAGUCUAUUGGGUCAGUUAUUACAGUAAUAAACAAAAAUAAAGUUAAUGAUUUUGUGCUUAAUCUAUAAUCCUCACUUUAUAUAUAUGACUGGUAGUUGUUUUUAAAAAAAAAAACAUUUCAGGCUAUUUCUGUGUUCAAAAAAUCUAAUCAGAAAUUAAAUUAUGGCCAUGGAUUUGGUUAUUAUAUAGUAAAACAUAGAAUAAAAGCUGUGAUACAAGGCAUGUCAUAUUUUGAUAACUGUUAGUCAUACAUUUAUAUUUACAAAAUGUAUUUAUGUAAAAUUUAUUGUGCAAUACCACUUUUAACAUAUGGUAAAUGCUUUUGUUCUACACAUGUAUUACCAUUUUCGAUAGGACCAUAAAAAUGAUAACAAGCACAGAAUGAUUUUGUUUUGACAAUCAUUAAUUUUACCAAUAAUUACUAUCUGAACAUCAUAUGGGUAAUAUCAACUCUAUUAUUGUAAUUAUACUAUUGAAAUAUAUUUAUUAAAAAUAGUCAAUUAUUUUA
Messenger RNA from Ruditapes philippinarum (Manila clam), 2160 nucleotides. Its product is annotated as short-chain dehydrogenase/reductase family 42E member 1-like. Gene Ontology annotation, biological process: steroid biosynthetic process. Gene Ontology annotation, molecular function: 3-beta-hydroxy-Delta5-steroid dehydrogenase (NAD+) activity. The record is from RefSeq and is a predicted model, not a curated record. The transcript has 11 exons. NCBI's taxonomy places the organism in Eukaryota, Metazoa, Mollusca, Bivalvia, Venerida, Veneridae. Bases 148 to 1341 code for a protein of 397 amino acids.